This is a messenger RNA of Nymphaea colorata (pocket water lily), 1112 nucleotides long. Its product is annotated as L-ascorbate peroxidase 1, cytosolic-like. Gene Ontology annotation, biological process: response to reactive oxygen species; cellular response to oxidative stress; hydrogen peroxide catabolic process. Gene Ontology annotation, molecular function: heme binding; peroxidase activity. Bases 169 to 915 code for a protein of 248 amino acids. The transcript is spliced from 10 exons. Lineage: Eukaryota; Viridiplantae; Streptophyta; Magnoliopsida; Nymphaeales; Nymphaeaceae. The record is from RefSeq and is a predicted model, not a curated record.
GAACGAAGUUACUAGAAGCUUCCGACCGCUUGUUGGCGCCCCUUUAAUAGUCGGGCAGGCAGAGUGAGAGGGGUGGAUGCGUGAACUGCUCGUGUCGCUCGCUGGUUCGGUGUUUAGGGUUUCCUUUGCCUCCCGCCUCUGUCGCUUUCUCCACUCUCGGAAGUAAUAAUGGGAAAAAUCUACCCAACUGUUAGCGAGGAAUACAAGAAGGCAAUUGAGAAAUGCAGGAGGAAGCUCAGAGCUGUCAUUGCGGAGAAGAACUGCGCUCCCAUUAUCCUGCGUCUGGCAUGGCACUCGGCUGGAACUUUUGAUGUUAAGAGCAUGACGGGAGGCCCUUUCGGUACCAUCAAGAACGAACUUGCUCAUGGGGCAAACGCGGGGCUCGACAUUGCUGUGAGGAUUUUGGAGCCAGUCAGGGAUCAAUUCCCAUCCCUCUCUUAUGCUGACUUUGUCCAGCUGGCUGGAGUUGUUGCUGUUGAGGUCACCGGUGGACCGGAGAUUCCAUUCAACCCAGGGAGACAGGACAAGACUGAGGCUGCCGUGGAAGGCCGACUUCCAGAUGCCACCAAGGGUUCUGAUCACCUGAGAGUUGUCUUCAAGGAGCAGAUGGGUCUGUCUGAUCAGGACAUUGUUGCCUUGUCGGGAGGACACACUUUGGGAAGAUGCCACAAGGAGCGAUCUGGAUUCGAGGGAGCUUGGACAGAGAACCCAUUGAUCUUUGACAACAGCUACUUCAAGGAGUUGCUGAGCGGGGAGAAGGCUGGGCUGCUUCAGCUUCCAUCAGACAAGGCCCUUCUGUCGGACCCAGUUUUCCGUCCUUUCGUGGAGAAGUACGCAGCGGAUGAGGAUGCUUUCUUUGAUGGCUAUGCUGAGGCCCACCUGAAGCUCUCCGAGCUUGGAUUCGCCAACGCCUGAAUUCGAAAGACUUGGCGGUGCAAGGAAUGGUUACUGGUGACGGUGUCGCUUGCUUCUUUUUGCUUGGGUGGGACGGCUACAUGGGGGUUCGUUUUCUGGGAAAAGGGUCUUGGUACAUUGUAAUAAGAAUAUGUGGACGGAUGCGUACAAAUGUUGUUAGAUAUUAUCAUUGUUCAGCCUGCGGUCUCUUCUGUUCA